This is a messenger RNA of Cajanus cajan (pigeon pea), 1090 nucleotides long. Its product is annotated as SNARE-like superfamily protein. The record is from RefSeq and is a predicted model, not a curated record. Gene Ontology annotation, biological process: retrograde vesicle-mediated transport, Golgi to endoplasmic reticulum; endoplasmic reticulum to Golgi vesicle-mediated transport. Lineage: Eukaryota; Viridiplantae; Streptophyta; Magnoliopsida; Fabales; Fabaceae. Gene Ontology annotation, molecular function: SNAP receptor activity.
AGAACCAAAUCAUUAUUUGAGAUAAUUAUAAAAGAAAAAUUUUCAGAGGCUGGUUUUAGCUCAAAGGAAAUGGUUAAGGUAACUAUAGUUGGAAGGGUAAGCGAUGGAUUGCCUCUAGCACAAGGACUGAGAUAUAUGAAUGAAGAGAAUGGAUAUCUUGCAUGUUACAAACAACAAGCAGAGUUCAUACUCCAAGAAAUUUCAAGGGGGGCAUUGAUGGCUUCCAAGAUGACUAUUCAUGCUGAUCAUUUCUGCUUCAAUUACUUGGUGGAGAACGGGGUUGUUUUCAUUGUCUUGUGUGAGUCCACGUACCCAAGAAAACUGGCUUUCCAUUACCUACAAGAUAUACAAAAGGAGUUUGAGAAAUUUGAUAAAACCCUCAUAGGCAAAAUCACAAGGCCAUACAGCUUUGUCAAAUUUGAUGGUGUAAUUGCAAACUUUAGUAGACAAUACACUGAUACAAGAACCCAGGCCAACCUGUCAAAACUUAAAGCUAACCGGAAACAAGAUUUAGAUAUUGCUACUGAAGAUAUUUACAACAUUUUAGAAAGAAAGAGAAACUCAGAAAUAGUGAGAAGGUUACAAGCUACUCCUCAACCUGAAUCCACAAUAUGGUGUUCCCCACGCCUUGAGGUGAUUGCUUUGAAAUGGACACCUAUUAUGAUCAUUGUAAUUACUUCGAUGGCUCUUGUGUGGGCUAGCCUAGCCCUCACUGACGACUUUAUUAUUUCAAGGUGGUGACAAUUAAUCCCUCUGAUCAUGACUAAAGAUGAUGAUUUAAUACGAUAAAACUUCAACACUGCAAGGACUUAAAGAAAUGUCAUGGCCCAUUAGUGAUACAACAACAUUAAUCGAUGUUGGAGGAAAAAAAUAAAGAUAUGGGGUUACCAACUGCCAUCUCUUCCCAACACAUGAUCCAGGAAAAACAGAGAAGGAGAGAUACAUUGUGACGGUGUUUCUCCUCUUUAGCUUGAAAGUGAAAUGUUUCCUUUUUAAAUGAACUGGUGCAUUGACUUGUGGAUGCACGAGUUGCGUUGAUAUUUAAGUAUGUACUAAAUGAUUUGUAAAUAUAGUAAUAAUUUGGCAUUUA